Messenger RNA from Prionailurus viverrinus (fishing cat), 6274 nucleotides. RefSeq names its product glycerophosphocholine phosphodiesterase 1 (gene GPCPD1). Gene Ontology annotation, biological process: glycerophospholipid catabolic process. The transcript has 20 exons. The coding region runs from base 1027 to 3045 and encodes 672 amino acids. NCBI's taxonomy places the organism in Eukaryota, Metazoa, Chordata, Mammalia, Carnivora, Felidae. Gene Ontology annotation, molecular function: starch binding; glycerophosphocholine phosphodiesterase activity. The record is from RefSeq and is a predicted model, not a curated record.
GCCCCGGCGGGCGCUGCCCAACCCCCUCCCGGGGGGGGUGUGUGUGUGUGCAAACAGCGGCCUGGACCUUGGCGCCCGCACGUCGGUGGGCAGUCUCUGUUUAUUCGACUUGUAUUGUUUGCUGCCAACGAUUCCGCUGGCCUGCCUGGUGCUUAGUUCCCCUCUGAAAAAUGUGUGAAGUCUCUUCCAUGCAGCAGAAGGCAUGGAGCGUAAGACCACCACGAGGAGACGAACUUAAGGAACGAAGAAACACAAAUUGGCGCUGAAGUCGUUUGCGUACCCCUAACCCGCAGCGUGUCCCUCGCCGACCACCUCUCGAUCCGUCCAUAAGUAAUUCCCGGUGUUUUGGCGGCUGCUUGUUUUCUGAAAUUGCCCAACCGCAUAGUGGAAGGCAUGCUUGUGUAAUUCAGCUGUAUUCCAAAAAAAAAACCCCAAAGUGCCUUCCUGUCCUGGGAAGAGGUUCCAGGAAUAGACAUCUGUGCUGUCCAUGCAGUUUUGGGAGAGCUGCACCUUGUCGCCAAAGCUGUACUUUUCCCAGAGCUGUUCGGAUUGCCUUGAUGACUUCUGCGCCAAAGCCCCCGUCUCCUACCCCACUGCCCGCUUAUAAAGGGAAUCAUGCAUGCGUUCAGUCAUGAAUCGUAGAGAAUUGUUUCAUUUUGAGGCCGCCGUGCCGUGCCGUCUGAUGCGGUGAUAACGUAGAACAAGAUCCAACCAAGCAGGAUGUUUCGACCUGAUGAUGUUUUCUUCAUACUGUGCUGUGGGGCUCCCUGUGCGUCCCCGGCAGCUCCCCCCUCCGCUGCCCCUGCAUGUGUCUCCAUCUUGCUACGUUUCUGACAGUUGUGACUUAGCUAAGAAGUGAAUACAAGCUGUCGGUCCUCUGUCAACUCCUGAUGUUCUGGAGACGAGGAGUAAGUCAGGAUGAAGCAAACAGGUCAACCUGCACAUGGCCUCAUCUGUUCUGGACCUAAGGACUAGGGAGAACCAGUAUUCUGGACAAACACAACAUUCUAAAAUAAAUUCAUCAGAAUGACACCUUCUCAGGUCACCUUUGAAAUAAGAGGAACUCUUUUACCAGGAGAAGUUUUUGCCAUAUGUGGAAGCUGUGAUGCUUUGGGAAACUGGAGUCCUCAAAAUGCUGUGGCUCUUCUUCCAGAAAAUGAGACAGGUGAAAGCAUGUUAUGGAAAGCAACCAUUGUACUCACUAGAGGAGUGUCAGUUCAGUACCGCUACUUCAGAGGGUGCUUUUUAGAACCAAAGACUAUCGGUGGUCCAUGCCAAGUCAUAGUUCACAAGUGGGAGACUCAUCUACAACCACGAUCAAUAACCCCUUUAGAAAGUGAAAUUAUUAUUGACGACGGACAAUUUGGAAUCCACAAUGGUGUUGAAACUCUGGAUUCUGGAUGGCUGACAUGUCAGACUGAAAUAAGAUUACGUUUGCAUUAUUCUGAAAAACCUCCUGUCUCAAUAACAAAGAAAAAAUUAAAGAAAUCUAGAUUUAGGGUAAAGUUGACACUAGAGGGCUUGGAAGAAGAUGACGAUGAUAGGGUGUCUCCUACUGUUCUUCACAAAAUGUCCAACAGCCUGGAGAUAUCCUUAAUAAGCGACAAUGAAUUCAAGUGCAGGCAUUCGCAGCCAGAGUGUGGGUAUGGCUUACAGCCCGAUCGUUGGACAGAGUACAGCAUACAGACAAUGGAACCAGAUAACCUGGAACUAAUAUUUGAUUUUUUUGAGGAAGAUCUCAGUGAACACGUAGUUCAGGGUGAUGCUCUUCCUGGACACGUGGGGACAGCAUGUCUCUUAUCAUCCACCAUUGCUGAGAGUGGGAAGAGUGCUGGAAUUCUCACUCUUCCCAUCAUGAGCAGAAAUUCCAGAAAAACAAUAGGCAAAGUGAGAGUUGACUAUAUAAUUAUUAAGCCAUUACCAGGAUACAGUUGUGAUAUGAAAUCUUCAUUUUCCAAGUAUUGGAAGCCAAGAACACCAUUGGAUGUUGGACAUCGUGGUGCAGGGAAUUCUACAACAACUGCUCAGCUUGCUAAAGUUCAAGAGAAUACUAUUGCUUCUUUGAGAAAUGCUGCUAGUCAUGGUGCAGCCUUUGUAGAAUUUGAUGUACAUCUUUCAAAAGAUUUUGUGCCUGUGGUGUAUCAUGAUCUCACCUGUUGUUUGACAAUGAAAAAGAAAUUUGAUGCUGAUCCAGUUGAAUUAUUUGAAAUUCCAGUAAAGGAAUUAACAUUUGACCAACUCCAGUUGUUAAAGCUCGCCCAUGUGACUGCACUGAAAUCUAAAGAUCUGAAAGAAUCUGUGGUUGAGGAAGAAAAUUCUUUUUCUGAAAAUCAGCCAUUUCCUUCUCUUAAGAUGGUUUUAGAGUCUUUGCCAGAAGAUGUAGGGUUUAACAUAGAAAUAAAAUGGAUCUGCCAACAAAGGGAUGGAAUGUGGGAUGGUAACUUAUCAACGUAUUUUGACAUGAAUCUGUUUUUGGACAUAAUUUUAAAAACUGUCUUAGAAAAUUCUGGGAAGAGGAGAAUAGUGUUUUCUUCAUUCGAUGCAGAUAUUUGCACUAUGGUUCGGCAAAAGCAGAACAAAUACCCCAUAUUAUUUUUGACUCAAGGAAAAUCAGAUAUUUACCCUGAACUCAUGGACCUCAGAUCUAGGACAACCCCCAUUGCAAUGAGCUUUGCACAGUUUGAAAACCUACUGGGAAUAAAUGCACAUACUGAAGACCUGCUCAGAAACCCAUCCUAUAUUCAAGAGGCAAAAGCUAAGGGACUAGUCAUAUUCUGCUGGGGUGAUGAUACCAAUGAUCCCGAAAACAGAAAGAAAUUGAAGGAGUUUGGAGUUAAUGGUCUAAUUUAUGAUAGGAUAUAUGAUUGGAUGCCUGAACAGCCAAAUAUAUUCCAAGUGGAGCAGUUGGAACGCCUGAAGCAAGAAUUGCCAGAGCUUAAGAGCUGUUUGUGUCCCACUGUUAGCCGCUUUGUUCCCUCAUCUUUGUGCGGGGAGCCUGAUAUCCAUGUGGAUGCCAACGGCAUUGAUAACGUGGGGAGUGCUUAGUUUUUACUGGGCAGAGGCCCUUUUGGGGCACGCACCACUGUUGUGGGGAUUCACUUUUCAUCACUGAGCAUUGUUUAUCUAUGCCUUCUAGGUUUCUCAGUCCAAUGAAGCAAUAAUGAAGUAUUUUACUAUUUCACUACAAUUCUUGCUAGGAUUUCAAGUAUGCUAUUUAAAUCAUUUGGCCAGGUAUAAUUACCAGUCAGUCUCUUUACAAUGAGAAAAUUUAUUGGUUGGCAAACAUUUUAAACUAAAUAUGUAAACAUAUAAUGUUAAACGUCCAUUAAAACCAUAGUGCUUGGAAAUUAACUAUAUAAAUAUCUUAUAUUUACAGUUCUUACAACUUUCAUUUGAUCAGGUCUGAAAUAUUUAGCACUUGAGGAACAUGACUAUGCAUAAUUAUACCUGACCAUGGAAAAAAUAAGUACCUCAAAUGCAUGCAUUUGCACUGGUGAUUCCAACUGCACAAAUCUUUGUGCCAUCUAUGUAUAUAUGUAUUUUUUACAUGGAUUGACAUGCACACACACCAUUUUCAUUCAGUAUGAACCUUGAGGCUGCUGCCAUUCUCCCACUUAACCAAACCAAUGCCUGUGUAAACAGCCUGGAGGUGAUCCUUGAAAACUUGUCUCAUAAGUCUUUCAAAAGUUGUUUUGCAUAAAUGUUAAAGUUUCAAAAUGCUGCAGGGUAAUUUAAUGUAUAAAAUAUUAGAAGUAUGUAGUGCAUACUUAAUAGAGUAGGCCAUAAUGUGUAAAUUCUAUUCCAUGCAUGCUUUAGGUUUUAAGCAUGAGAUUGUACAUGUUUACUGUAAGUCCUUGCAUCUGUGGUGCUAGGUGAGUGUGAGAAGGUGUCAAGGACUGAAAAUAUUUUGUUGCCUAAAAAAAAAAAAAAAAAAAAAAAAAAAAGCCUGUUUGUAGGCAUUUUAAAUAUGCUUAUUUUAAGUGUCUCUCACUACCUAUUACACACCGUUGCUCUGUGGGUUUGUUGUGUGUGCGUGUGUGUGUUGUACAGCAGUUAAAUCUCCAUGCAGAAAAAUAAAUGUCCUGAAUUCUCACAUUGGUAUUUUUUAUUGGUUAAUGUAUAUCAGGCAUGUAACUUAUUUAGGAAAUGUAGACGAUCCUUCUAAAUGUAUAUGCAUGUAUUUAGGAUUAUACUAAGGUUUCUUUCCUUAGAAGCUGAUUGUUUUGGCAUUAACUGUAACUUAAGAAUGAAUGUUGAAUAAAAUACACAGAUUUAUUUUCCUCCUUUUAAAACAAAAUUUCAGGAAGGUAUUACUUUUAUAGACUUGGUUCUCUUACUACGAGACAUUGGCCUCCUGCCCUAAAGUAAUGCCCUACUUGCAUCUGCCUUUUACUGCAUGUUCUUCACUUAGGCAAUUUAGUCAUGCAUUGACACAUUUUAGUACUAGCUGAGAAUCCUAGCUGAGAACCUAAGACUUGGAAUUACACGGUGUAUCUUUUUAUUUUUUAAGCCAAACAAUGCAGUUGUGGUUCAGUCUUAAUCGUGUGAGGAUAGGCUUUGAAAUCCUGUUAUGGUGGUGUGCUGUAACACUGAUAUUUAAUGGAAAAGAGUUUAGGAAAUGCAGUCUUCUACAAGUGUUCUAUAUACUUUUCCCACACUGAUUUUCCAACACUUUGGUGUGACUUUGGUGUGAAUUAGGGAGUUUUAGAAAACUCCUGAAAAAAUUCAUUUUGUCUGCAGACCUGUGUACAGUACAGUGACCAUUACCUUAUGGCAACUCGGUUAGCUGUAGGUGUGCGUUUUCGGUCCUGUUCACUUGCCCUCCUCCCCUGUGCCUUUCCAGUCCCAUGGCAGUGCAGCUCCAUGUUGAAGACUCAAGAUCGUAAAGGGAAAGGAGGGGGGGAUGGUUCCUGAACAAUGUAAUUUGCAAAGAGCUCGCAAGGACUGCUUAUGACACAGAAAGAGCCUCACUGCUCACUUCCUUUGCAUCCCUUCCUGACCUUAUAAACCAGGGUUAGUAGAAAAUUAAAGCAUAGCAAGCAGUAGCUCCCCCACUUUUCUAGGACUAAGUCCAGGCGUCCAUACCACUAGCCGUUGCCCUGUGCAGUGCUCUGGCCACACUGUGCCCACUGUGCCCACCAUUCCCCUGGCCACGCCAUGCUCCUACGCUAUUCCCUGUCUGUAGCCAUGCGCCCUGUGCCUGGAAGCCCUCUCCUCCCCACAGACACUUUCGCCCUGCCAGACUCCUUGCUCCUUGAGCCAUCGGCCUCUCCUCUGAGUCCUUGCUGAAACUUGUUCAGAAGGAUGAGUCCAUCUUUUACUCCAUAGCCAUGUGCAUACCUGGAUCAUGCCGUGCAUUCUAGGUAGGCAUGGUGGUUUGUCUCACCAGGCUGCAGUCUCUUCAAGGGCAGGGACCUUGGCUUUUUAUUUCCACAGUGCAUGGAACAUAGUAGAAAAAUGUUGGAAUUACUGGGAUAAUAAUUUGUAUCAAAUGUCCUUUUGAAUUAAGAGAUUUAAUUAUGUUUACUAAAUGUAAACUUUGGUUUACAUUUUGACAGUGGGAACAGUUUGUUGAUGUCAAUUUUCAAUGUAGAGGUAUAAUGUUAAAAUCGUUUUAUAUUUUCUGGAAAUUGCAAUGUUUGAUAAAAUGCCGCCAUUGUUCUCUGGUGUUUUCUACUCUCUGGAACUCUGUACUGUAACUGACUGGAUGUGAAUGUGAGGAAUACAGUUCAUUCCUGUGUCGGUAGUGCCUCAGGGCUACCACAGCCACUCAUUACCUCACUGCCAUUGUUCCUUGUGUCUCCUCUCCUCCCACCCCCCCCCCCCACCUUAGGCCUACCUCAGUACCCCUUUCCUUGUCUGAAAUGCCUUCUCUGUCUUCCUUCAGUGUCCAGCUCAGGUACCGCCUCUUCCAUAAAACUUUGCUCAGCUUCUGAUUGGAAUUAUGAUGCAAACAAAUGCGUGCAGCCUCUAAAUCUCACUGCUUCGUUUUGUAGCUGGGCCAGUAAACCCAGAGAAGUGAACUGACUUUUUUACCAGGUUGGGACUAGAACUGGGUUUUGUGAUUCCUAAUCCCGUGUUCUUGAACUAUGCUGCCUUCUGAAUUCUCGUGGCGUUUGUUAGCAUGUGCUUUCUUACAGUCUCUCUAUGUGCCUGUUCUAUUUCCCUAAGAUUGUAAGCCCCUUAAGGGCAGGGACCUCUUUGCAUUUCUAGCACUACUAUAGUGUUCCAUACUUAGUCAUGAACUAGACAAAUAAAUGGCGGUGGCAACGAU